AUGGCGACAUCUCACCACAAGUUUUCGCUCCAUAGUGACCAUAGCUACGUCAAGAUCGCCAUCUUCUCUGAGGACGGUUUUGUGCCGGUAGACGACGUAAAGCAGCUAAAAUUUGCCAUUUACAACACGCUCAAGACAGUGUUUGGUGUCGUGGGAGCAUCGGCUAGUGAGUUUGACGUCUUGGCGUUUAAUAAGAUGGCGGCAAAUAGCAGUGAACCCACUACAGCAUUGUUUCGAGUCCGGCGUGGUGGACUGGAGACUCUGCGAGGUGCUAUCACCAUGUGUACAACUAUCAACGGGAAGCUAUGCAAGCUAGAGGUUCUACACAUGGGCGACUCGCUCAUGGACAUGGCUUCUGGACGAUUUUUGUAG
This is a messenger RNA of Peronospora farinosa, 372 nucleotides long. The record is from the annotation of a GenBank genome assembly. Lineage: Eukaryota; Oomycota; Peronosporomycetes; Peronosporales; Peronosporaceae.